CGACCAUGAACGGGGAGGCCAUCUGCAGCGCCCUGCCCACCAUUCCGUACCACAAGCUCGCCGACCUGCGCUACCUGAGCCGCGGCGCCUCGGGCACCGUGUCGUCGGCCCGCCACUCGGACUGGCGUGUUCAGGUGGCCGUGAAGCACCUGCACAUCCACACCCCGCUGCUCGACAGUGAAAGAAAUGAUGUUUUAAGAGAAGCUGAAAUUUUACACAAAGCCAGAUUUAGUUACGUUCUUCCAAUUUUGGGAAUUUGCAAUGAACCUGAAUUUUUAGGAAUAGUUACUGAGUACAUGCCAAAUGGAUCAUUAAAUCAGCUCCUACAUAGGAAAACUGAGUAUCCUGAUGUUGCUUGGCCAUUACGUUUUCGCAUCCUGCAUGAAAUUGCACUGGGAGUAAAUUACUUGCACAAUAUGAAUCCUCCUUUACUUCAUCAUGACUUGAAAACUCAGAAUAUCUUAUUGGAUAAUGAAUUUCAUGUUAAGAUUGCAGAUUUUGGUUUAUCAAAAUGGCGCAUGAUGUCCCUAUCACAAUCACGAAGUAGCAUAUCUGCACCUGAAGGAGGGACGAUUAUCUAUAUGCCACCCGAAAACUAUGAACCUGGACAAAAAUCAAGGGCCAGUGUCAAGCAUGAUAUAUAUAGCUAUGCAGUUAUCACAUGGGAAGUCUUAUCCAGAAAACAGCCUUUUGAAGAAGUCACCAAUCCUUUGCAGAUUAUGUAUAGUGUGUCACAGGGACAUCGCCCUGACACUAAUGAAGAAAGUUUACCAUUUGAUAUACCUCACCGAGCACUCAUGAUCUCUCUAAUAAAAAGUGGAUGGGCACAAAAUCCAGAUGAAAGACCAUCUUUCUUAAAAUGUUUAAUAGAACUUGAACCAAUCCUGAGGACAUACGAUGAGAUAACAUUUCUUGAAGCUGUUAUUCAACUGAAGAAAACAAAGAGUUCUGCAAGUACUAUUCUUUUAUGUGACAAGGAGAAAAUGAAGUUAUCUCUGAACAUUCCUGUAAAUCAUGGUCCACAGGAGGAAUCAUGUGGAUCCUCUCAACUCCAUGAAAGUAGUGGUUCUCCUGGAACCUCAAGGUCCCUGUCAACUCCUCAGGACGGUGAUUUUUCAUCUAGAAAAACUCAAGAUAAUUCUUCAAUACUAUAUCACCAUCCGGUGAAUCACAGUUGGGAAAGUAACAUCUCUGAGGUUCAGAGGACUAAAUUCUGUGAUCACAAGAUCACCCCGUGCUCUUCAACAAUAGUAAAUCUACUCUCAAUUGAGGGAAAUUCAGAGCGUCUGCAGCCUGGUGUAGCCCAGCAGUGGAUCCAGAGUAAAAGGGAAGACAUUGUCAGCCAGAUGACUGAAGCCUGCCUUAACCAAUCACUGGAUGCCCUUCUCUCCAGGGAUUUGAUUAUGAAGGAGGACUAUGAACUUGUUAGUACCAAACCUACAAGGACCUCAAAAGUCAGACAAUUAUUAGACACCUCUGACAUCCAAGGAGAAGAAUUUGCCAAAGUUAUAGUACAAAAAUUGAAAGAUAACAAGCAAAUGGGUCUUCAGCCUUACCCAGAAGUACUUGGGAUUUCUAGAUUACCUUAUUCAAAUUUAUUUCAAAAUAAAAGCUUAUAAAUAAGUAUUUUUCAAGAAGAAAGUCAAUUUUUAUAAAAGAUUAUUUUAUAUCUCUGUUACCUUGAUCAUAUUGUUUUUAUAAAAUCCAUGAAUACCAAAAGCUUUACUGAAGUGUCUUUGGGUAAAUAUUAGUCUCCUUCCCUGACAUAACAAUAUUUUUUUUUAAUUAAUGUAAGUCAAAAGUUUUCCUUGGGCUACAUAGUGUUCAGUUUUGUCUCUUUUGUUAAUUGAAACUGUUUUUUAAAGUGUAAUAAUUGUAUUCUCAUCCCUAAAAGCGUCUUAAGGUAUUACGUGUUUCUGGUGGAAACCAUCUUCACAUUCUCUUUCUUUGUGGAUUAUUUAUUACUUCUCUAAGAUGCAGUUUGUCUUCAUGAAAUAUAUCCUCUUAAAGAUAGUACAGCAUUCCUAUCCUACAUUCCCAGGUUCAGAUCCUUUCCAAAAGGUUAUUCAUUUUAAAACUCCUUUAUCCAGAUUAUAUUUUUUAAUUCAGUUUAUUAAAUCCUCUUUAAAUAUUGUUGCAAAGAUAAAGCAAUAUAAAUUAUAUCAAGAAAAAAUCUUUUUACACCAAUUGUCUGCUCUCAUUUCUAUUCUCCACUCUCCCCAGUGACACUAACAACCAAGAUGUAACCAAAGUUAACAGCCUAAUGUGUAUCCUUCUUCAUCGUCCAUCCUGCUCAUUUUUAAAGUAUAUACUCAUUAAGGAGAGGAUCAUUUCUUAAUAUUAUUAUAAUCAUUAUAACACAUCACACUACAACUUGCUUUUUCACUUAAUAGUAGAUCACUUACAGCCUUCUGGGUCAGAUACACAUCUGACUCAUUCUUUUUCAUUGCUGUACAAUAUGAUCAGGGCUGCUUUUUUUUAUUUUCUUGUUCACGCCAAAUUUAGCAUGAAAGGUAAAGAUACCGUGUAAGCUCUAUUUUUGGUUAAUGGAAUACAUCACUAAAUAAAAACCAACAAAGAAUAGUCCUUUUUAAAAACUAUUUAGCAAAGGCAGCAAAAUGAGAUACAGGAUAAAUUUGAAAGUACAAACUUUUGAGAAGAAGCACCUGACCCAUAACAUGAAAAAAAAUUGAAUAAGGAAAAGAUUAGAUGUUGCUGAAGAAAUUAAAUAUUUUAUUACAAGUAUAAAAUAAGCAUUUUAAUCUUCAUUUUGGAGCUUGACAUUAACCUGUGGUGCCUAAUUACUAUGGCUCUGAGAAUACGGAAAUUAAUAAAAAAAACUAAGCACGUGAGUUACCAAAUUUUUUAAAUUACUAGGGAAAAUAAACAUUUAAUUUCAUCAAUUGUACAGAAAAAGCAUGUUUUAGAGGCUUUCCCCUUUAUACAUAUUAUAAAAAGAAGCUAAUUCUUUUUUAAUAUAACUCAUUGCUGUCUAGCUGAUUUUGACUUAGCAACCCUAUAGGGCAGAGUAGAACUGCCCCAUAGGGUUUCCAAGGAGCAGCUGGUGGU
Molecule: messenger RNA, 3069 nt
Organism: Trichechus manatus latirostris (Florida manatee)
Lineage: Eukaryota; Metazoa; Chordata; Mammalia; Sirenia; Trichechidae
Gene: RIPK2
Product: receptor interacting serine/threonine kinase 2
Exons: 11
Coding region: 6-1619 (537 amino acids)
Biological process (GO): signal transduction; positive regulation of apoptotic process; protein phosphorylation
Cellular component (GO): cytoplasm
Molecular function (GO): protein serine/threonine kinase activity; ATP binding
Source: RefSeq, a predicted model, not a curated record